AUGAUUCAGCUUGAAAGCAAUACCCCACAGAUCCCGGGGGAACUUCUAAACAAGGAUGACACGCAAGAGUUACGGAGAAUGGUGGCCGAUCUUCUAGGCAGAAAACAAACCACGUUCCCCGGGUCUCAACCCGUUUCAUUUGAACGGAAACAUCUUCAUGAUAACCUUAUGACGCGAGACUAUUUUGUAUGUGAGAAAACCGAUGGGUUGCGGUGUCUUUUGUUUGUGUUUCUCCAUCGUCAAAUGGGUGAAGGGGUGUUUUUGAUCACCAGAGAGAACGAGUACUAUCACAUCCCCAAUAUCCAUUUUCCAUUGACUACUGAUGAGCGAGAGGGCAAGACUUUCCAUGAUGGAACGUUACUUGAUGGGGAACUUGUAUUAGAGACCAAGAACGUUAGUGAACCAAUAUUGAGAUACUGUAUAUUUGAUGCCUUGGCUGUCAAUGGCAAGGACAUUCAUGCUAGACCAUUAUCCACACGACUUGGAUAUGCCACUGAACAAGUCAUGAAACCAUUUGAUAAAUAUAAGCAAUUGAAUCCAGCGGUAGUAAAUGCUCCGGAUUUCCCCUUUAGAGUCAGUCUAAAGAUGAUGGAAUCUUCUUAUAGAGCUGAUAAAGUGCUACUGAGGAAGAAUCAGUUGUUUCAUGAAUCUGAUGGAUUGAUCUUUACUUGCGUUGAUUCUCCCUAUGUGUUUGGCACUGAUGACACGUUGAUCAAAUGGAAACCAGCGCACGAAAACACCAUUGAUUAUAAGAUGGAAAUAGUAUUCAAUGAUUUCCAAGAUCCAGACAUGGAUCCUAGAGACCCAGAAUCUACUUAUAAAGACUAUGACUCGUUGCCUAACCUUAUCAAGUUACGAAUAUGGCAGGGGGAUGAUGCCUAUCGGGAUUUUACCAAGCUUUCGUUGAGUGAAGACGACUGGGAACGAUUGAAAGCAUUACAAGAACCUUUACAAGGAAGAAUAGUUGAAUGCAGAAAGAAAUUAGACAAACCCGGAUACUGGGAAAUGAUGAGAUUCAGAAAUGAUAAAUCAAAUGGGAAUCAUGUCAGUGUAGUGGAAAAGAUUUUGAAAAGUAUUGAAGACGGAGUUAAGGAACAGGAAAUGAUAGAUCUUCUUCCUGAAAUAGAACGAGCAUCUCGCCAGAGACAUCAAGAAAAGAGAUUGAAAUAUCCUUCUGCUUCUAACCCCAUUGGUUCGAGACAACCAUCUGGUGAAAGACAAAAUUCUGUUAACGAAACUCACCACAAGCGGCCACCACCACAGAAUGUAGAUAAUCAUGUGGAUGAACCUCCAACGAAGAAAUCAAAACGACAGGAAAUUAACACUGGAUUGGAAGAAAUCCCAAUGUACGAAGACAGUGAAGAUGACGACGAAAAUUAA
Messenger RNA from Lizanozyma spartinae, 1380 nucleotides. RefSeq names its product mRNA guanylyltransferase (gene CGT1). The transcript has a single exon. The record is from RefSeq and is a predicted model, not a curated record. NCBI's taxonomy places the organism in Eukaryota, Fungi, Ascomycota, Pichiomycetes, Serinales, Debaryomycetaceae. Bases 1 to 1380 code for a protein of 459 amino acids. Gene Ontology annotation, molecular function: mRNA guanylyltransferase activity; ATP binding. Gene Ontology annotation, biological process: 7-methylguanosine mRNA capping. Gene Ontology annotation, cellular component: mRNA capping enzyme complex.